CCCGCAGAGGAGGAGCUGCACGCUGGGAGUUAGCGCGCCCGCAACGGCUGAAGGAAGUGGUCGGGGCCCGCUGGGCCCGGAGCUGCCGGAACACCGGGCGGGAGGUCCCGUGCGGAGCCGAUCCCCCGGGUCUAGGUCUCAGCCCCGCGCGCCCUCAAACGCCGUCGGCACUUGGAGCUGUGUCUGUGUCCGGGAUCCCACAGGAAGCGCUGGAAGCCAGAGCUGCCUCUGGACUGGGGGCCGCUGGAGGGGACAGCGCACAGCUGGCCCGGGGGUCGCGAGAGGCCGUGCUGCCCGCCGUCGAGCCGCCGGGGGUGGCCCGCGACCAUGCAGCUUUGACGGAGAGCUCCGGUGCGCGGGGACCCGGCACGGGGCGCAGGCAGCACCACCGCCCGGCUGACGCUGUCGCUGUCGCCCAGCCGGGAGCGCAGCCGUUUACCAUGGAGCCCGUGACCAAGUGGAGCCCCAAGCAAGUGGUGGACUGGACGAGAGGGUUAGAUGAUUGUCUCCAGCAGUAUGUCCACAAGUUUGAGCGGGAGAAGAUCAAUGGGGAACAGCUACUGCAGAUUUCCCAUCAGGAUCUGGAAGAGCUGGGCGUCACACGAAUCGGACACCAGGAGCUCGUAUUGGAGGCUGUUGACCUUCUCUGUGCACUGAAUUAUGGCCUCGAAACAGAUAAUAUGAAGAACUUGGUUCUGAAACUGCGCGCUUCUUCCCACAACUUGCAGAAUUACAUAAGCAGCCGGCGGAAAAGUCCAGCGUAUGAUGGGAACACAUCACACAAGCCCCCCAAUGAGUUCCUGACGUCUGUGGUGGAGCUCAUUGGGGCUGCUAAAUCCCUGUUGGCUUGGCUAGACAGGACUCCAUUUACAGGGAUCACUGAUUUCUCAGUAACAAAGAACAAAAUCAUUCAACUUUGUUUGGAUCUGACCACUACAGUGCAGAAGGAUUGCCUUGUAGCAGAAAUGGAGGAUAAAGUUUUAACCGUAGUCAAGGUUUUAAAUGGAAUCUGUGACAAAACAAUCAGAUCUACUACAGAUCCACUCAUGAGCCAGUGUGCUUGUCUGGAGGAGGUUCACCUGUCCAACAUUAAACCUGGGGAAGGCUUGGGCAUGUACAUCAAAUCAACCUAUGAUGGAUUGCACGUGAUUACCGGAACCACAGAGAAUUCUCCUGCAGACAAAUCUCAGAAGAUUCAUGCUGGUGAUGAAGUUAUUCAAGUUAAUCAGCAGACUGUGGUGGGAUGGCAGCUAAAAAAUCUGGUGAGAAAAUUGAGAGAGAACCCCACGGGGGUUGUGUUACUGCUUAAGAAGCGCCCCACAGGUUCUUUCAACUUUACUCCUGCUCCCCUGAAAAACCUCCGGUGGAAGCCGCCGCUUGUGCAGACCUCACCCCCGCCCACGACAACCCAAUCCCCUGAAAGCACGAUGGAUACCUCGCUGAAGAAAGAGAAGCCUGCCAUCCUGGACCUUUACAUCCCUCCCCCACCGGCCGUCCCCUACUCCCCACGGGACGAGAAUGGGAGUUUUGUUUAUGGAGGCAUCGGUAAGAGCAAACAGCCAGUGCCUGGCCCUAAGGGUUCAGAGUCCCCCAAUUCCUUCUUGGACCAGGAGAGCCGACGACGACGAUUUACCAUUGCCGACUCCGAUCAGUUGCCCGGGUACUCGGUGGAAACCAAUCUUCUGCCCACGAAAAUGAGGGAGAAAACACCGUCUUAUGGCCGGCCCCGUCCUUUGUCCAUGCCUGCGGAUGGGAGCUGGAUGGGGAUCGUGGACCCUUUUGCCAGACCUCGUGGGCAUGGGAGGAAAGGUGAGGAUGCCCUGUGCCGGUAUUUCAGUAACGAGAGGAUCCCCCCCAUCGUUGAAGAGAGCUCCUCUCCAUCCUACCGCUUCUCAAGGCCCACGGCCGAGAGGCACCUGGUCCGUGGGGCAGACUACAUCCGGGGGAGCAGGUGCUACAUCAAUGCGGAUCUCCACAGCAGCGCCACCAUUCCAUUCCCAGAGGAAGGGACCAAAAAGAAACCUGUUUCCUCCUCCGCCAAGUCCUCUUCCACUGAGCCAUCACUCCUGGUCAGCUGGCUCACUCGGCUGAAACUGUUGACUCACUGAAGACACCCUCUUUGGGCUCCUCUUUGGCCCCUGCUGCCAAGUGCCUUGGUUCCUCAGUCGACAGACCUCUUCUUAUUUUCAUCCACAGUAUUACGUAGCGACCUCCUGUAGUUUCAUUUUCUUUGAAAGUCAUAUACUGCCCUUCUUGGAAUUUCAAACACGUUGGAUGGGAACGGGUCCCAAGGAUCAUAGGUAGUGGCCUGUGGUGGCAGAACGAGGAUAAUGAGGAGAGUGCUUUUUUUGCUUCACAAGAGUGGAAAACAGAGUCCGUCUGUGAGGGUGGAGCUUUGGGUGGCUGCUGUGGACGGUCGUGGGCUGGAAUGUAUGGUCCUCACAAGGAGCUGGGGGCACAGUUUGCUUUGGGGGGCGCUAAAAAUGGUGGGGCAUUCUCUUGACACAAAGAUGUGUUGGCUUCUGGUCCAAUGUCUUCACCUGAAAAAGCCAGUGGAGAAAAUGUUUUGUCUUGAUUUCUAAAGCUAUAUACCAUAUUUGUAAGUAUAGCAGCUUUGACUUUGAAAUAACAAGUGGGAAGUGUCUGAUGCUCUUUCAAAGCGGAGGUUUAAGUGUAGGUCUGUUCCACUUGGUUAAUCCCCUUUCCAUAAAAUCUCAGUACUGUAUAGGUCAGUUAAUACAGAAUCACCUGAACACGUUUAGAUACAGAUUCUUACUUGCAAGGAAUUUUGUUGUUAUUUGCCAGGGGUGUCAUUGAUUGUUGUUAUAUAUUAUUGUCUUUAAGGGAAAAAAGCUAUACAAUUUGCUGUCAGCCAAAGUAUCAUUCAGAAAAAUAAAGCAACAAUAUUUAGGUUUUUGAGAGAUACAUUGGUUCACAUUUUGACCUGCUCAAUAUCUAUCUUCCAGAAGAGAACAUACAGUUCUUCAAAAUUAUACACAUCUUGCUAAUGAGAAAUAUCUUGGAAAAUCUCAUGGUCACUAAUUUUCAACUAGCAUCAGGUAUUUUGGAAAUGUGUGCCUGGAUAUUAACUCUUGUUUAAACUGAAUGUAUGAUAUUUUGUUAGAAUGGAAAAGUACUAUCUUGUUAAUUUAAGUGUUUUAAAUAUAGUUGUAUAUUUUUCUUACUCUUAGCCACAUGUAAUUGGAAUAUUUCUGUGUUGCGUCAUACUUGAAGCUAAUGAAAAAGUGUUCACAGUAUUUUCAGAUUUACAAGUGACUACCAUGGCCAUUCCCACCAUGGGAGCUAUUGUUAAAAAAGAAAAUAAAUUCUCCCAAGCAUUUUGGGAUUUUGUGGAUUAGAAAUGGAGAGGCUGAAGAAGCAUGUGUAAAGGAAAAUUACAACAGAGGAUAUUUUUAGCCAGAGCUGGUAUCUCCUACCCCAAAAUACCCUCUCCACACACUGCUGGAAUUAUUCACUUCGCUGCAAUGCCUGAAAUUCAACCAGUUAGAGAUUUACUGGAGUUAGGAAACAUCUUCCCUUUAAAAUGUCUGGUGAGGUUAAAGGAACUAGCAGCCAUUCACAUAUUAGUAUAAUUGAAUUUGGUCAGGUUGCUUUCCUAUCAAACGGGAUCAAAGGGGCAGCAAACUGAGGGAUAGAAGAGGCUUGGAGUGAGUGAUUUGUUGGGUGCUUAGUACAAUAUAAAGGCAGAGCAUGGGUGUGGGGAGGUCUGGGAUUAGCUGCAUCAUGAAAUAAAUAGCUUUGGAGGUCUCAUCUGGCAGGUAGCCCGUUUCCUGUGGGGAAAAUGUCUCUUGUGAAUGAAAUGGCCAACUUCAAGUGAGUUUUCCAAAGUCAGUUUUAACUGUAGGCAGUGCCCACUUAAAUUCCCUUCUAAGAGGUGUUUUUCAGACCCUGUUCCUGAAGCCUUAGGGGAAGGCGAGAGAAGUUUCUGGGGCCCUGACUUCAGUCAACCUCCAUAGCUUCAUUUUUAUUUAUUUUUAUUUGGGACUUUCUCUUGAAUUGUGUUUGAAAAAUGUAUUGCUGCUUAAAAAAAAAAAAAUGGCUUGUAAACCUCAACUAGUGACCUGAACAAUAGCUUAAUACUAAUUUCUCAGAAAUUUGUGGAAACUGCUUGCCUCAGUAGUAAUCCAGGCUUCAUGGUACAUGAACAUGUGUUUUCAAAGAUGCAGAAUGAUGCUUUUUGAUGUGAUACUUUAAAACAGUGAUUUUUUUUCCAAGUCUAGCAGACCCAGCUCAACAUCCACCCUUUUUUAUAAUCAAUAGUUUAUAAUAAACAUCAUUUUACAAUCCUCA
Messenger RNA from Choloepus didactylus (southern two-toed sloth), 4311 nucleotides. It is a transcript of the gene CNKSR3, whose product is annotated as CNKSR family member 3. Lineage: Eukaryota; Metazoa; Chordata; Mammalia; Pilosa; Megalonychidae. The coding region runs from base 441 to 2108 and encodes 555 amino acids. Gene Ontology annotation, molecular function: protein binding. The record is from RefSeq and is a predicted model, not a curated record. Gene Ontology annotation, cellular component: cytoplasm; membrane. Gene Ontology annotation, biological process: regulation of signal transduction. The transcript has 13 exons.